Molecule: messenger RNA, 147 nt
Organism: Apaloderma vittatum (bar-tailed trogon)
Lineage: Eukaryota; Metazoa; Chordata; Aves; Trogoniformes; Trogonidae
Product: polyadenylate-binding protein-interacting protein 2B-like
Exons: 1
Biological process (GO): negative regulation of translational initiation
Cellular component (GO): cytoplasm
Molecular function (GO): mRNA regulatory element binding translation repressor activity
Source: RefSeq, a predicted model, not a curated record
AUGAUGAAUGGCUCCGACCUCGCCAGCACGACGGCGUCCAGUCCCAAAUCCAAAGACGACCAAGUCGCCAACGGCCACGAUGAGAAGGAGAACAACCCCUUUGCAGAGUACAUGUGGAUGGAGAACGAAGAAGACUUCAACAGACAG